This is a messenger RNA of Chlorocebus sabaeus (green monkey), 3667 nucleotides long. RefSeq names its product calcium voltage-gated channel auxiliary subunit beta 1 (gene CACNB1). Gene Ontology annotation, molecular function: protein binding; voltage-gated calcium channel activity. The record is from RefSeq and is a predicted model, not a curated record. Gene Ontology annotation, cellular component: voltage-gated calcium channel complex. Gene Ontology annotation, biological process: calcium ion transmembrane transport. NCBI's taxonomy places the organism in Eukaryota, Metazoa, Chordata, Mammalia, Primates, Cercopithecidae.
CAUCAGCGCUCAGCAUCCACUGGUAGACCGCCCCCCACCCCUUCCCUAAGUAUCCACGCCUAGUUUCUCCCUUCCCGCCCCAGCGGGCCGCCUGCACCCCACGGCCAGUCAGAGGCCCACCUGCGGCCCUCUAGAGCCGAGAGGCGCUUGCCUCCCAGCUUGCCGCACGCCCAUUGUGUGCGCCGAGCCGGAGGAGGGGCUGCGAGGGGCGGGGCCGGGGCGGGCGGAGGGAGGGAGCGAGGGAGGGCCGCGGGGAGAUGCUGAGCCUGCUGGGGAGGCGGCGGCGGCAGUGGAGAGAGCGGGAGGAGCGAGGGAAGGCAGGAAGGAGGCAGCCGAAGGCCGAGCUGGGUGGCUGGACCGGGUGCUGGCUGCGCCGCGCUGCUCUCGGCUCCCACGGCCUCUCCCAUGCGCUGAGGGCGUCCGGCUGGGCCGGGCGGGCGGCGGGAGGGGAGGCUCCUCUCCAUGGUCCAGAAGACCGGCAUGUCCCGGGGCCCUUACCCACCCUCCCAGGAGAUCCCCAUGGAGGUCUUCGACCCCAGCCCGCAGGGCAAAUACAGCAAGAGGAAAGGGCGAUUCAAACGGUCGGAUGGGAGCACGUCCUCAGAUACCACAUCCAACAGCUUUGUCCGCCAGGGCUCAGCAGAGUCCUACACCAGCCGUCCAUCGGACUCUGAUGUAUCUCUGGAGGAGGACCGGGAAGCCUUAAGGAAGGAAGCAGAGCGCCAGGCAUUAGCGCAGCUCGAGAAGGCCAAGACCAAGCCAGUGGCAUUUGCCGUGCGGACAAAUGUGGGCUACAAUCCGUCUCCAGGAGAUGAGGUGCCUGUGCAGGGAGUGGCCAUUACCUUUGAGCCCAAAGACUUCCUGCACAUCAAGGAGAAAUACAAUAAUGACUGGUGGAUCGGGCGGCUGGUGAAGGAGGGCUGUGAGGUUGGCUUCAUUCCCAGCCCCGUCAAACUGGACAGCCUUCGUCUGCUGCAGGAACAGAAGCUGCGCCAGAACCGCCUCAGCUCCAGCAAAUCAGGCGAUAACUCCAGUUCCAGUCUGGGAGAUGUGGUGACUGGCACCCGCCGCCCCACACCCCCUGCCAGUGCCAAACAGAAGCAGAAGUCGACAGAGCAUGUGCCCCCCUAUGACGUGGUGCCUUCCAUGAGGCCCAUCAUCCUGGUGGGACCGUCGCUCAAGGGCUACGAGGUUACAGACAUGAUGCAGAAAGCUUUAUUUGACUUCUUGAAGCAUCGGUUUGAUGGCAGGAUCUCCAUCACUCGUGUGACGGCAGACAUUUCUCUAGCUAAGCGCUCAGUUCUCAACAACCCCAGCAAACACAUCAUCAUUGAGCGCUCCAACACACGCUCCAGCUUGGCUGAGGUGCAGAGUGAAAUCGAGCGAAUCUUCGAGCUGGCCCGGACCCUUCAGUUGGUUGCUCUGGAUGCUGACACCAUCAAUCACCCAGCCCAGCUGUCCAAGACCUCGCUGGCCCCCAUCAUUGUUUACAUCAAGAUCACCUCUCCCAAGGUACUUCAGAGGCUCAUCAAGUCCCGAGGAAAGUCUCAGUCCAAACACCUCAACGUCCAAAUAGCGGCCUCGGAAAAGCUGGCACAGUGCCCCCCUGAAAUGUUUGACAUCAUCCUGGACGAGAACCAAUUGGAGGAUGCCUGCGAGCACCUGGCGGAGUACUUGGAAGCCUAUUGGAAGGCCACACAUCCGCCCAGCAGCACGCCACCCAAUCCGCUGCUGAACCGCACCAUGGCUACCGCAGCCCUGGCUGCCAGCCCUGCCCCUGUCUCCAACCUCCAGGGACCUUACCUUGCUUCCGGGGACCAGCCGCUGGAACGGGCCACCGGGGAGCACGCCAGCGUGCACGAGUACCCAGGGGAGCUGGGCCAGCCCCCUGGCCUUUACCCCAGCAGCCACCCAGCAGGCCGGGCAGGCACGCUACGGGCACUGUCCCGCCAAGACACUUUUGAUGCCGACACCCCCGGCAGCCGAAACUCUGCCUACACGGAGCUGGGAGACUCAUGUGUGGACAUGGAGACUGACCCCUCAGAGGGGCCAGGGCUUGGAGACCCUGCAGGGGGCGGCACCCCCCCAGCCCGACAGGGAUCCUGGGAGGACGAGGAAGAAGACUAUGAGGAAGAGCUGACCGACAACCGGAACCGGGGCCGGAAUAAGGCCCGCUACUGCGCUGAGGGUGGGGGUCCAGUUUUGGGGCGCAACAAGAAUGAGCUGGAGGGCUGGGGACGAGGCGUCUACAUCCGCUGAGAGGCAGGGGCCACACGGCGGGAGGAAGGGCUCUGAGCCCAGGGGAGGGGAGGGGAGGGGAGGGGAGGGGAGGGGAGGGAGCGAGGGGCUCACACCCAACAUGUAUUCGCCUCCAGGGGGCGCUGUCUCCCGCCUUUCAGAUGCCUUUGCUCAAAGCUUGGGGUUUAUUCGGCGUUAUCAUCCCAGCUCCCGGGAGGCCCUUAAGCCCCCAGCUGUCGGUUUUUACCUGCCUGUUGCGGAUGGAUGGGGGAUACCCACUUUUCUGAAGUGUCCCCUUUCUCCCAUCUUAAGGGGCUCUCCUCCCUCGCCCUCCUAGAGAAAAGGUGCACUUCCUUCACUCUUUCUGCUCGGGGCCCUAAGUGACGGUCCUAAGUGGGAUGGCUCUCCUUCUCCCAAGCUGCAGUACUGGGGAAGGGCCGGGCGGUUUUCCUGGAAAGGGAGGCCACAGAUUCUUUCCCAUGGGGGCUCUCUUCCCCAGACCCCAGAUCCGAGGUCCCUCACCCUGCCUGCCCCUUCCUCCCAGGUUCCUGGCAGCAUCGUCUGGUCGGUGAAAGCUACAGCAUGGACACCCCAUGGGGAGCUUGUCUCGGGGAGGGUUCUGGGUGGAAGCUGGCAGGCAUAUAAAACCCUCUACCCUCCGUGGCCAUGGCAACGUCCAGGGCCCAGAACCCUGAAGAGUGAGCAGCUGAGGCGCUGCUCCCCACCCCCCACCUCCAUACCUCAGCCUUUGCCUACCCCAGGAAUGAGCUUGGCCUCCAACAUCCCUUGCCUGCUGCCAUUAGAAGAGGGGGCCCCUCUGCAUCUGAGCCCCCCAUCCCUGUACCACCUGGGUGUGGAGCCCAUGGAACACUCUGGUCCGCCUCAUUUUAAACCAAAAAACUGCUCCUUCACCCUCACCCUGAGGCCCCAGGGGAGAGGACCCAUGGGUUGGUGCCCAGGGGUUGCCUUGGGACCUCGGAUCUCCUCUGGGGGGCUUGGCUGCUGCUGUUGCUGCUCUGUAUUUGCCUCUCGUGAUUCUGUUUGUUACCCAUGUUCACUUCCCCCAGGAGACCCCCUCUCCCCUGGGGCAUCCCUCUGCCUUGGAAUCCCUGUAGCCCAGCAGCCCUGCCCCUCCCCAGCAUCCCAGCUGGGCCAGAGAGAGCCGACUGUGCCAACAAGGACUGGGCCCUGCCCGGCUGCCCGCCUCAGGGAUGGGCACCUCAUGCCUGUCUCACCACCUCCUGUGCCAAUGUCCUACCCUCCACCUGGGGGUGGGGUGCAGCUUCCACUUACUGAUUAGAAGACACCACUGCCCACCCUUUCCCCCUCCCUGUCUGGUGUCCUGUGCCCCCAUGUGUCUGUCUAUAUUUGUCUGUACUCCCCUAGGAGAAGUAUUUUGCCAUAUAUAAAACCACUGUCCUGUCCUUUG